This is a messenger RNA of Trichobilharzia szidati, 3226 nucleotides long. NCBI's taxonomy places the organism in Eukaryota, Metazoa, Platyhelminthes, Trematoda, Strigeidida, Schistosomatidae. The record is from the annotation of a GenBank genome assembly.
CUUGAUAUUAUCACUAUUUUAACAUUCAAUAUCUCCUGAAAUCGAAAAGAGUUAGGUGUACUUAAGUGGAAUUAUGAUAUAAAAGAUACCAUGAUAUUUCGUGUAUCUUUGCUUCAUUUACUAGUGUAACAAACCAAUGAAUUACUUGGGUCGUCUAUUUUCAAGCGCUCAACAAUAUUAUAAAAGUAUUAACGUAGCUAACCUGACAGGUGCAGUGGAUGUUAUUGUUGUGAAAAAUAAAAAUGGUGAAUAUCAAAGUACUCCAUUCUAUGUACGUUUUGGUAAAAUGGGAGUAUUGUAUCCACAAGGACAGCUGGUUGAUAUCACUAUAAAUGGACAACCAAGACCAGACUUGUGCAUGCAUGUUGGACCGACAGGUUAUGCGCAUUUUGAUAAUAAGGAAUGCAAAUUAAAAGCAGAGAAAACUGAAUCACCUAUGACGAGUAAUGAAGAACUCCAAACAUGGGAGAAUCAUGAAAAUGAUCCUAUUGACUCUGGUACAAGUGAAUUAGGCGGUGAACAGUUAGAAAAUAUUUUCGAUUUAGAUCUUCAUGAAGUUUCAAUUGUUGACAGUCCAAAACAUGACACUGAUGAAUCAUCUAACUAUCAGUUGGUGGAUGAUGUUACACAACUGCAAACCUCAGCGCCUAAAAUGAGUUUGGUCAAACCACAGUGUGAAACAAGUGAAGUGAUUGAGACAGAAAAAGAGAAUACAAGCCCAGUUAGUCUAAAAGAUUUAGUAGAUUAUUUGCAAAAUACAGAUAACUGGCCAAAUGAAUUUUAUAUUUAUCAUUUUCUAAAUAAACCGAAUACCUCCUCUAUUGACAAUAAGUCCAUUGAUAAUAAUAAUUCUGAUAAUAAAUCAUCCCAAGUCAACUCAACAUCGAGUCAAACAAUGAAUACAACAACAACGACAACAAAAAGCAAGCUGAAUCGAUCAAAAUUUUUCCGGCGUAAAUCAACAAUCACUUGUGAAUUGUUAUAUCCUGAAGAUUUUUUAAAGCUGGAUACAGUUAAGGUGUCAUUCAACUCUGUAUGGAUUAUAUGGUCAGGAUGUUGUAUGUCAAGUGAGACAGCAGCAUUAAUCUUGUUAAGAAAUCUAUCACAGGUUGAAAGAAAGGUCCUCAUAGAAAGAGAUACUCUACGAGCUGAAUAUAAUCUUGUCCUUCAACAACAUAAACUUGAUCGUCGUUCUGAAUCCCCAUUAAAUUCAUCUAUUAAUGAGUUAGUUCAAACCUUUGGUGAACCGGAGAGUCAAACCAAUCAACCAUCUAAUACUAGUAAUAAUAAUAAUAAUAAAGAUAAAAGUUCUUGGUUAUGGUGGAGAAGUCGUAAAACAACAACAACAACAAUAGCAACAGCAACAACAACAAGUGUAUCUGAUGCUAUCUCAGAUUUAGAUUCACAAGAUUUAACCUACCAAGAACCGACAACAACAACAGCAUCACCACAUCGAGAAGCUGUACAGUCAAUUCUUGCUCCUAUUGAUCUACGUGUAUCUAGUCCAGUUUUCAUUCAAGAGGAAUUUGAUCAAGAAAACUAUGAACGGGAAAACUAUCCGAUUAGUCCUCCAGCAUUGUCUAAAAAUGAGCUAUUAAAUAUACCAGGCAAUACAAUCCCACUGUAUUCAUCAACAAUUGAUGUAAGAUAUCGUAGUAAAACACCAGAUCCACCACAAUCUGCCUGUUCACCUGAUGAAGCUGGUUACUUUUCCGAUGAAGGUGAACAUAAUAGUGUAUUUCAAAAUAGAAGUGAAAAUAUUGAACGUGGAAUCUCUGAUCAUCAGAAAAAUCAUCUCACCUCUGAACAACUUAAAAAUCUUAAUUUAGUCGAAGGAGCAAAUGAAGCCGUUUUUUCCGUCGUCAGUAAAUAUCAAGGGACUUGUCAAUGUGCAUGUUAUAUAUACCUAUGGAAUUCAUCGGAUAAAAUUGUCAUCUCUGAUAUUGAUGGAACAAUAACUAAAUCUGAUUGGUUAGGACAAUUAAUGCCAUUAGUUGGAAUGGAUUGGACUCAUCCGCAUAUAGCUCAUCUGUAUAAUAAAAUUGCUCUUAAUGGUUAUAAAUUUAUCUAUUUAUCAUCUCGACCAAUUGGUCAAGCUAGAGCAACUAGAAAGCUGCUUUAUGCAAUUCAACAAGGUAACUAUCGUCUACCUGAUGGUCCAAUACUCCUGUCACCAUUUUCAGUGUUGGAAGCAUUCAGGAAAGAAGUCAUCUUAAAACGAGCUGAUGAAUAUAAAAUUGAAUGUCUACGUGAAGUGUGCAGUUUAUUCCCCAGUGGAAAUAACACCGUAGGCAACGAAGAAGCACACGAAGAGGAGGAGGAGGAGGACAGUAUUCCUUUUAUCGCUGGAUUCGGUAAUCGACCAACAGAUAUAGCCACAUAUAAAGCAGUCGGUUUACAAGAUCAUCAAAUUUUCACUGUCGAUUACCUUGGUAAUGUAUUAUGCGGAGAUCCAGGAAAGGCGAGUAAACCGGACAACAACAACCAGACAAGUCCAAAACAGCAGACGUCAAAUUUGAAAUCGAAUGAAAAUGUUGAAUGUAGUAAUAAUACUGUUGGAACCACUGUUUCUCCGAAAGUCGUCAAGACACUCUCCUCUCCUGAGAAAUUGACUCCUACAGUAACGACAACAGCAACAGCGAAUACAUGUGUGUACGCCAACAGUGUAUUAGCUAAACUCAAUUUAGACUCAUUACUCCAAAUGGCUGAUGUGUAUUUUCCACAAGUCAAGGACAGAUUGAUUUAUGCUACGAAAUAUUCUGAUUAUACAUACUGGAGAAUGUGAAUUCUGCUCGCCUCACUACCCAUUCACCACACAUCAGCGUCACUUUACCUCCAAAUGAUGUCACUGGCUACAAAACAGCAUUUAUUGUAUUAUUGUAAAUAGUAACCAUGAAAGCCAUUCAUUUGUUCCAUUGAAUAACGCUAAACGGACAUCCUUCCCCGUAUAAUACAUCGUUAUAUUUUAGUACUUACGCACUCACACACACAUGCACAAAGAGUUUCCACAUGUCAUAUUACCAUGUACAAUCCAAGUAUCACCGACAGAGGGACAGUUUCUCAUGACUCAGUCUCACUCUCCUAUGGAUAGUGUGAGUGGAUGGUAACCGUUGAACCGUCGACGUCAGUAGUCGGAGGCGAAUGUAACUAUUUCAUACACAAAACAUGAAAAGAAAGAUGUACUAUUUUUAAAAAACCUUUAUGUUUUUUUUAAUAAAUUUUUGAU